This is a messenger RNA of Penicillium vulpinum, 2127 nucleotides long. Its product is annotated as putative autophagy ubiquitin-activating enzyme ApgG. Lineage: Eukaryota; Fungi; Ascomycota; Eurotiomycetes; Eurotiales; Aspergillaceae. Gene Ontology annotation, cellular component: phagophore assembly site; cytoplasm. Gene Ontology annotation, molecular function: Atg12 activating enzyme activity; Atg8 activating enzyme activity. Gene Ontology annotation, biological process: protein modification by small protein conjugation; autophagy of mitochondrion; cellular response to nitrogen starvation. The record is from RefSeq and is a predicted model, not a curated record. The transcript has 7 exons. Bases 1 to 2127 code for a protein of 708 amino acids.
AUGCAGUACACCCCUUUUGCUUCCGACAUCGAAUUACCUUUCUAUACUUCACUGGCGUCCCAUAAGAUCAACCAUGACAAACUAGAUGACUCCACCCGGCCCGUUCUGGGAUUAUACGAGAUCCGUCCCUCUGAUCCCGAGGCUGCGUCAUGUCGAAUCCAAAUUCAUGGGAACGCCCUCGCCGGCAACGAGGCACCAGCUGGUUAUUACAGAGCAGAAGGCAUGAUCAAAAACGUCAAUACCGUUGAAGAAUAUCGAAACAUGGACAGAUCCAAACUGCUCCAUCAAGCCGGACAAAUGAUAUGGGAUGCCAUCAACGAUGGAACAAUACUUUCAUGCCCUUCCUUACUCUGCAGUUUCUUUAUUGUAUCUUUUGCCGACCUCAAAAAAUACAACUUCUACUACUGGUUUGCUUUUCCGGCAAUCCAUUCGGAUACUCAAUGGAUCCCCAUGCAACCAAUAAAUCAAGUAUCCCACCCAAACCAGGAUCUUGAUAUUAACAGUCUGAAGGGAACACACUUACAUCCGCAUGAGAGCACUGCCUUAGUGGAAGCAGUGCAAACAUGGUCAUAUAUUGUGGACCAUCGGCAACGAGGCUUCUUUUUGGCUCGAAAAACCAGACAGCGCCCCGAUAACGACCCCGAGACAAAGAGCAGCCAAGAAGAUGAUACAUCAAAUAGCAACUGGCAGAUAGCGUCACUUUCCGAAUACGAAAAUGGGUUUUUCAAGGAUGCCGCUGCUAAAGACCGCUAUUUCUGUUUCUCAGACCCAUCAAAUUAUGAACAGGCCCCAGGGUGGAUGUUGAGGAACCUACUCGUCCUGAUAAAGCAGCGAUGGGGCCUCAAACGGGUACAGUUGAUACGCUAUCGCGACGUGCACGCGAAGCGUGAUCAAGGGCGCAGUACAGUGAUUCAGCUAGAGUCAAGCUCAAAACAAGAGCCCAAGACCCCGGAAUCACGGCAGAACCAAGGGCCGUCGCCGUUGCCAAAGGUGACCGGCUGGGAACGUAACUCGACUGGGAAAUUGGCAGGGAGGAUUGUCAAUCUUACAGAGUACAUGGAUCCCAAGAGAUUAGCAGAUCAGUCGGUUGAUCUCAACCUCAAACUCAUCAAAUGGCGGAUCAGCCCAACGCUCGAUCUUGAGAAAAUCAAGCACACCAAAUGUCUCUUGCUAGGAGCUGGUACAUUAGGUAGCUAUGUUUCCCGAAAUCUGCUCGGCUGGGGCGUGAAGAAUAUCACUUUCGUUGACAACGGAACCGUUUCAUUUUCCAACCCUGUUCGGCAACCACUAUUCAAUUUUGAAGACUGCUUGAAUGGUGGCGUUCGAAAAGCACAUCGGGCAUCCGAAGCCCUAACCCAAAUUUACCCAGGAGUAGAGACUACAGGUCAUGUGCUCUCUGUGCCCAUGGCAGGACACCCUAUUAUGGACGAAAAGGCGAUAAGGGCCGAUUUUGAUCAUCUCAAAAUAUUGAUUGAUGAACAUGAUGCCAUCUUCCUCCUUAUGGAUACCAGAGAAUCACGAUGGCUGCCUACAGUGAUGGGGAAGGCGGCAGGGAAAAUCGUGAUGAAUGCAGCCCUAGGGUUUGAUUCCUUUGUGGUGAUGCGCCAUGGCAUUAUGGAGAAUGGAAAUAUGCCAGCUGAGCUUGGGUGCUAUUUCUGCAACGAUGUAGUAGCACCAGCUAAUUCCAUCAAAGAUCAAACUCUCGACCAGCAAUGCACAGUAACACGUCCUGGAGUGGCUCCUAUAGCCUCUGCACUUUUGGUGGAGCUUUUUGUGUCACUCCUUCAGCACCCCCAAGGCGCUGCUGCACCGGCCCCCAUUUCCCGCAAUACCGAGCGUGAUGAUCAUCCUUUAGGCAUUGUGCCCCAUCAAAUACGAGGAUUUCUCUCUAAAUUCGAGAACUUGUCUGUCACCGGCAAAAGUUAUUCGAGUUGCAGUGCAUGCUCGACUAAAAUCGUCAGUGCAUACCGCGAACAGGGUUGGGACUUCGUGCGAAGAGCCUUGAAUGAAGAUGGAUAUGUCGAAGAAUUGAGUGGACUGAAAGAGGUUCAUGAGAAGGCAGAAGCAGCACUAGCUGAUAUUGAGUGGGAUGAGGCAUCUGACGACGAGGAGAUCGAGAUCAUUUAG